AUUUUCGAUUACUAUUUCCGGUAAAUUACCGGUUCCGGUCAGAUUCCUGAAUAUUCUAUACUAUUUUUGUACUCUAAAUAAAAUCUGAGAAAAUCUCUCUUGAUUUCCAACGUAUAUUUUAUCAUACAUAGUAUUCGGAGAAACACUUAUUUAUUGAGCCAUGGGAGAAACAAAAGUCGCCAAAGCCUCAGGUAGCAGCUCUGAGUACAAGGAUAAGGACAAGCCCACAGCAAUCCGAUUCAGCAAUAUAACUGCUGGAAAAGCUGUGGCUGAUGCCGUUCGUACAAGCUUGGGACCCAGAGGAAUGGAUAAGAUGAUCCAAGCUGGUAACGGUGAAGUCACAAUUACAAAUGAUGGCGCCACAAUCCUAAAACAAAUGGAAGUUCUUCAUCCGGCUGCUAAAAUGCUUGUAGAAUUGUCUAAAGCUCAAGAUAUUGAAGCCGGAGAUGGCACAACUACCGUUGUUGUUAUUGCUGGCAGUUUAUUGGAGGCUGCACAAAAGUUGUUGUUGAAAGGCAUACAUCCAACUGCUAUCUCUGAAAGUUACCAAAAAGCUGCCAGAAAAUGCAGUGAAAUCUUGGAAAGUAUGUCGACUCCAGUUGAUUUGAAAGAUAAGAAUUCUUUAUGUCAAAGUGCGUCGACGUCUCUUUGUUCUAAAGUUGUCUCCCAAUAUUCAAAUGUCCUGGGCCCCCUCUGCGUUGAAGCUGUUAUGAGUGUAUAUGAUCCCAUUGAUAACAGCGUUGACAUGAAAGAUAUCAAGAUGAUAAAGAAAUUAGGAAGUACAAUCGAAGAUUGCGAAAUGAUAGAUGGCUUGGUGCUCGAUUGCCGGUCAGGUUCCGGAGGCCCUAGUAAGAUAGAAAAGGCUAAGAUUGGUUUAAUUCAAUUCUGUAUUUCUCCUCCAAAAACUGACAUGGAAAAUCAAGUUGUAGUAUCCGAUUAUACGCAAAUGGACCGCGUCUUGCAAGAAGAAAGAGCCUAUAUAUUAAACAUUGUAAAAGCCAUAAAGAAAGCUGGUUGUAACGUUCUUCUAGUACAAAAGUCAAUUCUACGAGAUGCUUUGUCUGAUUUGGCUUUACAUUUCCUCGCCAAAAUGAAAAUUAUGGUCGUUAAGGAUGUAGAACGCGAAGAUAUUGAGUUUAUAUGCAAAACGCUAAGUUGCAAACCCAUCGCAAGUUUGGAUCAUUUUACCUCGGACAUGUUAGCUUCGGCCGAUUUGGUAGAAGAAGUACCCACCGGAACAAGCAAAGUAAUUAAAGUCACUGGUAUUGCCAAGAAAGGACGCACCGUCAGUGUUAUUGUAAGAGGAUCUAACAAAUUGGUAUUGGAAGAAGCUGAAAGAUCAAUUCAUGACGCAUUAUGCGUUAUAAGGUGUUUGGUAAAAAAGAGAGCCGUGAUUGCAGGAGGUGGAGCACCGGAAAUGGAAAUGGCUUUGAAGCUGUCGCAAUUUGCUAAUACAUUGACAGGAAUGGAACAGUAUUGUUUCAGAGCCUUCGCUGACGCUCUUGAAAUUAUUCCAUUCACUUUAGCCGAAAAUGCAGGUUUAAAUCCUAUAGCUACAGUUACAGAAUUAAGAAAUAGACAUGCUAACAACGAGAAAACGGCUGGUAUAAAUGUUAGAAAAGGAGCUAUUACGAAUAUUUUGGAAGAGAAUGUUCUGCAACCAUUGCUCGUCUCUACUUCGGCAGUUCAACUGGCUGCUGAAACUGUUCGCAGCAUCAUGAAGAUAGACGAUAUAUGUUUGGUGUGGGAAAUUGGGAAAAAAGAAAAACCCCUAGAAGUGAACGAGGGGCGUAUUUGCGCCGCCCCCCCCAUCAGACCAAAGCGCGUACUCGCAGAAGGACGCGUGACGUCACACGCAGAGGAAGACAAGACUGGAGAAAUGGCGUGCCGCUAA
Molecule: messenger RNA, 1894 nt
Organism: Dimorphilus gyrociliatus
Lineage: Eukaryota; Metazoa; Annelida; Polychaeta; Dinophilidae
Source: the annotation of a GenBank genome assembly